This is a messenger RNA of Coniosporium apollinis CBS 100218, 516 nucleotides long. RefSeq names its product ubiquitin-conjugating enzyme E2 C. The coding region runs from base 1 to 516 and encodes 171 amino acids. The transcript is spliced from 3 exons. NCBI's taxonomy places the organism in Eukaryota, Fungi, Ascomycota, Dothideomycetes. The record is from RefSeq and is a predicted model, not a curated record.
AUGUCAACAGACGCAGCAGAGAAGACAGCGCCACAGCCACGGUCCGCGAACAACGGCAACGUUACUAAGCGGCUACAGACCGAGCUUAUGACCCUCAUGAUGUCGCCCACCCCCGGCAUCUCCGCCUUCCCCAACGACGACCUGCUCAACUGGACCGCGACCAUCUCCGGCCCUGACGGCACGCCCUAUGCCAAUCUCACCUUCAAGCUCUCCUUUGAGUUCCCGGCAAACUACCCAUACGCGCCGCCGACUGUGCUGUUCAAGACGCCGAUAUAUCACCCGAACAUCGACUUCUCCGGCCGCAUCUGCCUCGACAUCCUCAAGGAUAAGUGGAGCGCCAUCUACAACGUGCAGAGCGUGUUGCUCAGCUUGCAGAGCUUGCUGGGAGAGCCGAACAAUGCAAGCCCACUGAAUGGACAGGCUGCGGAGCUCUGGGACAAGGACCCCGUGGAGUACAAAAAACUGGUGCUUGCCCGCCACAAAGACCUUGCGGAUGAGGAGCUAGCAGGCCUCUAA